Molecule: messenger RNA, 1924 nt
Organism: Pseudo-nitzschia multistriata
Lineage: Eukaryota; Bacillariophyta; Bacillariophyceae; Bacillariales; Bacillariaceae
Source: the annotation of a GenBank genome assembly
CGAGACUGCGAAGAUCCAUACCGUACAGUUGUUCAACAGUACCGUGCUGCAUCCUUCCACAAAACCAAUCGUGUUUCGGCGCACCACCAGCACCAGCAGCAGCCGCCGGGUGGCGCUUUCUCCACGAACCAGAACCGAGAUGGAGGCCCUCCCACCGGCAAAKCGUUCGGUCGGGAAGAAGCCCACAAAACACGUGAUGUGCUUCCGGCUCGUCGCCAUGGCAUCGAUCGUUUCGCUCCGGACCGCCCUCGGCUUUGUCGUGGUGCCCCCGCCCAGAGCGAGCCCUUCCCAGAGGCCAAAGGGGGCCCGGGCCCUCCCCGAACCGGCCCUUGUCGCAGGGGGGCGAAGAAGCCUCGCGGGCCCACCGAAGGUGCCGGUUUCUCCGUCGCUCCUGCRCUACCAGUACGAGAACGGCGCCGACCGGGAGGCCUUYGGGGCAAGGGAGCCGGGCAAAGACGAGGCGCCACCGUCUCCGAGCGGCUCCGCCUCYUUUGUCGUUCCGAGCAAGGACGGCGGCACCCGGCACAAAAGCAACGAGGAAACGGAAGUAGGCGGCACCGGGGACACGGGUGCUCCCACCGGCGCAGAGCCCGCAGCGGAACCCCUGGCCACCCAUAUAUCGGACGCCAUCAAGGAAGUCCUGACGGCUCCCGUCCUUCCGGUGGAAGACAAAACACUCGAUCCGAACCACCAGCAUCCGCAACAGCAGCCGCAACAGCAGCCGCAACAGCAACAGCAACAGCAACACCUGAUCCUUCCGGCGAGCACCGUGAACCCGAAGCACCUCGGUAGCCACCGUUCCGAGAGGACCGCCCCGGCCGAGUGGAAGGCGGGCCACGGCGAGAGCGAUCCCAGGGGCUACCCCAAGACCGCGGCGGUCGGCAGCCCCGACACAARGGCAAGGCGGGGGAUCGAUUUCCGGAAGCAGUGGCGCAAGCUGCGCCCGAGCCAGAAGUUCCGCUUCCGCCUGGGAGUGGCGGCGGUGGCCCUCGCCUCCCUCUGGAACCCCMUCGUGGUGCGGGGCGGCAGCGGGGGCCUUGUCGGGGGRAUUCUCACGGGCGCCGCCGCGACCACCACCGCGACGGGCCUCGGGAGCGUCCUGGGCCGGUGGAUCUCCCUGCGCGGCUUCCAGGGGAUCGCCGCCCUCGGCCGAUCCGUGGCCUACGGCUGGGCGAUCCUCGUGGCCUACCCCCGGAUGCUCGACCGCCGGGCCAAGGAGCGCCGCCUGAAGCGCGAGGAGGAGGCACUGGCGCAGUGGAGGCAGCUCCUCAGGGGGAUCUCCGGCGAGGUGGUCCGGCUCAAGCAGGAGCUAUCCCUGCUGGAGGGAGAGAUCCGGAGCUUUCGGAGGGAAAUCCUUUCCAUCCGCGCGGCCCGCAUCGUGAGCGACGGCCGCCCGGGGACGACGACGACGACGACGACGGCGUUGAACAACAACAGCAGCAGCAGCGCGCUGCCGGCCGAGCACCACGAGGCCGGCGGCCGYCUUUCGGUCCGCAACGAGUCGGACCGGGUGCUGCGCGAGGCCAUCGUCCACGAGAUGAACCACCUCACGCGCCUGCGGGACGACACCCGGCUGGCCCUCACCACGGCGCGGCAGCGGUGGUCGGAGGUCCGGGCCAAGCGGCCGAUCGGCCACUCCGGCGGCAAGCACCUUUCGUCCGCCUUUGACCCGCUCGAGCACGAGUUCGACGCCGAAACGGCCUCCGGUCCGGACUACCGGUUCGAACGCCGCGACCACUUCCGGGACGACGACCUCCUCCUGAGGGGCCUCUGAGACCGGCCGUUUCCCCCGUGGUUGGGUGGUUGGUCCGUCCUUGCGGUGCGGUGGAUCGACCGCGCCGGGUGGGGGAAAACCCCUGUAGAAGUUUGUAACUAGUAGUAGAGUAGAAUAAUGCAUGCCGUACAAUACAAUACAAUACAAUAC